Wyeomyia smithii (pitcher-plant mosquito) is the source of this 3784-nucleotide messenger RNA. RefSeq lists its product as uncharacterized. The transcript has 9 exons. The coding region runs from base 493 to 3180 and encodes 895 amino acids. Lineage: Eukaryota; Metazoa; Arthropoda; Insecta; Diptera; Culicidae. Gene Ontology annotation, molecular function: ATP binding; protein serine/threonine kinase activity. Gene Ontology annotation, biological process: intracellular signal transduction; protein phosphorylation; positive regulation of apoptotic process. Gene Ontology annotation, cellular component: nucleus. The record is from RefSeq and is a predicted model, not a curated record.
UGGCCCGCAGUGAUCAUUCGAUAUUGUUGCCUGGCGGACGCACGACCAGAGAACCAGCGCGCGCUAUAAAAAAAUAGGAUGAUCGCGGGUUUCCACGGCGGAAUAAAAACGUAGAAGAAGUGUUCUGUGAUCAAAGCAAUCGACGACGACGAGAACGAGAGAAAUCUAGUAAAAAAUUUCUGCAUCUUGCGUUUUGAUUCGGAAAAAAAUUGACAGGAGGAAAAUCAGAACAAGUUUUUCGGUUUUCGUGCGGGCAACAUUGCGAGUUAUUGAAACCGGAUUAGGCUAAGUGCAAACUUAGGGCAGUAAAAGAAACAUUAGCAAGCUAGAAAAGGACCCCCCUCUAGAAGUCACACGCUAACAGUGUCCCAUCAGGUGACCAGUGUCUGCGUUUUGCGGGAGAUAUCUGUCUGGCCUUGCUGCCGGUAAAAACCGUACUCUUUCGGGCCACGUCACACAGAGCCGUCAACCUACUUAAUCACCACCGUCAACAUGAUUCACGUGGAUGAAACGGAUCCCCUCGGUGAUGUACCACCGCCAUUUCCUUAUCGUGAGGUCGAGAUAGAACGCGGAGUGGACGCCAAGCAGCUGUACGAGUUGAGCACUGAAAUUGGAAGGGGUAAAUUCGGCGUUGUGCACAUCUGCAAGGAAAAAUCCACCGGCAUCCGGCUGGCGGCGAAGUUCAUUCAGAUCGUGAAGAAGGGCGAUCGGCGGAACAUCGAGCGCGAGGUGCACAUGAUGAACGUCCUUCGACAUCCGAAGAUUGCCCAGCUGUACGGGGCAUACGAGUAUGACCGCACCUUCUGCAUGGUGAUGGAAUUAGUGGAAGGAGGUGAACUGUUCGAUCGAGUACUGGACGAGAAGUUCAUCUUAACUGAGCGGGCUUGCGCCAUCUUUCUACGACAGAUUUGCGACGCAGUCGCCUACAUCCACGGGAACAACAUCGUACAUCUGGACCUGAAGCCGGAAAAUAUACUGUGCCUCACAGAGAGCGGCAACCGGAUAAAGCUGAUCGAUUUUGGUUUGGCUCGAGAGUACGAUCCGGACAACAAGCUUCAGGUACUGUUCGGAACCCCAGAGUUCGUUGCACCGGAAGUGGUCAACUUCGAAGCUAUCUCCUUCGCGACGGAUAUGUGGAGCGUGGGCGUUAUCGCCUAUGUGCUCGUUUCUGGUCUGUCUCCCUUCGCAGGCGAAGAUGACAUUCAAACGAUGGCAAAUAUAACCAUUGGCCGGUAUGACUUUCUCGAUGAAGCAUUUGAAGGUGUCUCCGAGGAAGCGACAGAUUUUAUCAAUCGUUGUUUAGUGAAGGAACAAAAGGAACGAAUCACCGCGGAAGAAGCACUCAAGCACAAAUGGACCAAGCGGAAACCGCAGUAUUAUCCUACGAAUCGACGUCCCUCCAUCACAAACUUCAAACCAAUUUUGCUCGACAGUAAUGGCAACAAUCGGUCCAAUGCCGAAAUCGACAAGGAAAACCUUAAAGGCUUGGUAUCCAAGUGGAAUGAAACCCCCAACAAUCGUUACGCGUUCGAGCAGUCGACGGAAAGUGUGAUCUCGCCCAGUGGAGACACGAUUCAGAUUCGUCGCCCGAGUGCGGACGCUGGAGGCCGAAGGGGUAGCCUAGCAAGAGGCGACGAAGAACCGUUGCUCCUCUCGCCAUCCUCAUCGACCUCGUGUUGUUCGUCAUCGUCACCACUAUCAUCGGAAGUGAGCGCUACUAAUCUCGCUCUGGCAUCGAGUAGUGAAAGUAUCAUGGCCUCCUCCCUGCCUGAUCCCGCACCAAUGCGUCCCGCACUAGUGCCAUUAGAGAUAGUUCCUAACACGACCACCACCACUGGCACCACGUCGAUCAGCAACAUUAUUGGCACCACCAACGGCAGUAGUUGCGAACCCAGUAAUCCCACCAGUGACAUCCAUGCUAACAGUAACAAUGAUAACAGUAAUAGUAGUAGUAGUUGCGAAAGAUUGUCACCUCAUCUCGUGCAUCAUCAAGGAGAACCCCAAUCGCCAUCCCCAUCUGACCAUUCUCGUUCAUCUUUCUCAGAUCAUUCUCCGGCGCCUCAACAGACUGCUCUACCAGCCCCCACGGAGGUGGAGGUGGCUAAGCCGGCUAAAGUGAAGGUAUGUGAUGAGUUACGAAAGCUAUCCGAUUUACUAAAAUUAUCUACCAUAAACAAUACCACCCAAAAUAAGGAGGAACCCCUGUCCAAGACCAACCCCUCAACCCCACAGAACACGCUCAACGACACUACACUAAACAACGGAAUAACAAUUGCCAGUCCUGUGGUGACUACUUCCCUACCCAACACAACUCUGCUCGGCACAGCCGAUCUGGACACGGAACUCGAGAGUCUCAAAUCGAAGGUAAAGAUAAUCCGAACGGCCAAAAUCAAACAGCCCGAGUUCCUAGCGAGUGACGCCUUCAAGCUGCCAACCUUCAAAUUCCUACCCAAAUCGAUCAGUCUGUGCAACGACGACUCAGUAUUCAAAGAAAAUUACACUAAAUUCUGUGAUCGCAAUGCCAUUCAGAAACCUUCCCACCUUCAAGCGUCGCCGGCAGCGUCACCGGAGGUGAUCUCUUCGGUUACAACGACCACCAGCCAGCAGAUGACCGACGGGUCCAACAAGCUGAUCGUAACCAAAACCACGAAGAGCAGCAAAACCUCCUCCGAUGGAACGAAAACGGUCACCGUUCGGAAGACGAUCGUCAAGCAGAAGAAGAUAGCCGAGGAACCCGAAGACGAGAAACCCAAGUUGAAAACACCUCAACCCUCACUGGACAGGUCGGCCACGGUUAAGCGAACCAAGUUCCGCGUCAAUCAAAUGAGCAGCCGGGAUGUCCCGGUGGCGAUCAACAGCGUUGCGAAGCGAUACCUCGAACAGAACAACCUGCUCGCAGCUACCGAAUCGAACCAUCCGGUACCCAAAGCGGAUCAGCUAGUAAAGAAGUUUCACAAAGAUCACCAACAGCUACAGCAGAGCGUAUUGGAAACAACCAAGAACCUGAAGAAUACGAUGAAAAUUCGAAGUCUUUCGGUGGAUUGGGACGCUGUCGAUGCGGUCGAGAAUCGAUCGAUGAAAUCGAUCAACUCCUUUCUCAAGCGUACCACUGCCACCUCCAGUGCGAAUUCCGCCGUUAAGCAGAUUCAGCAGCAACUGCAGGCUAGCAUUCACAAGUGAGCAGGACGGAUUGUGCCAUCAUCCUCCAGUUGUCCAACUGUUUAUUUAUACAGCCAUACAUACACGCACACAUACGCUUAAAUUCCAUUACAACUCUUGCUGUUAUUACUAUCGUGUUCCUCUGUUAGUUUUUUUGUUACAUCCUCAUCAAUAACAUUUAAUCCAUGGCAUACUGUUUGUGUGUUUUUGGAACUGUUUUAAAACAAAGAGUGAUAUUCGCAUUCUCUCUCUGGCGAAAAAUUCGUUCUUCUUUGCUGGUUUUAAUCAAUGUUGAAAAGUGAAAUAUCCUCCCAAUAUCAGGAGCUUAGUUACUUCUUCAUAGCUUGUAUGCAGUCACAAUUAAUGAUGUAGUUUAGGGCCGGUACUUAAUUAAAUUAUAUUAUCUAUUUAAAAAAAAAAAAAACACACGCACACACAAACAAUGACGAUUGACUCUGUUAGGUAAAGCUGAUGUUAAUGUUGAAGCUUAAGGAAAGUGUAAGGUAAGCAGGAAUAGAUACAAAUUAAAUAAAACUACUUUAUAGAGUAGAUUUAGCAAGUACAACCAUAGCUGAAAUGUAUAUAUUCAGAGUAUAAAAAACUUGAAUAAAAAUGUUGAACUGUA